AUGAGCGCUUUCCCCACAACCCCUUGCGGCAUCUCAAGAUGGUGGCGCCCAGUGGUACCAUGAGCGAUUCCGAAAGCAGCAGCAGUAGUAACAGCGAUGCCGAGGAGCUGGCGCGGUGCCGCGAGGCGGCGAUGCCCGCCUGGGGGCUGGAGCAGUGCCCGCAGGGAGCAGAGAAGCCCAGAUCCGAUGCUGCAGGUAAACAAGUGCCCGCAUCGUCACAGCGAAGCCUCAGGCGAGAGGUGAACCAGCACGAUGAGGAUGGGAAUGAGCUUCAGACCACUCCUGAGUUCCGAGCCUAUGUGGCCAAGAAGCUGGGAGCCAUGCUGGACAGCUCCAUCGCCAUCUCAGAAGUGUGGAAGAAACCACGCAAGGCGGAGGUGCGGCAGGUGGCAGAGGAGGAGGAUGGCUUCCGCCUUUUCUUCACGUCCAUCCCUGGAGGCCAUGAGAAGGAAGCUUCUCCGAAACCCUGCCGAAAGCGCCAGCCCCCCAGCUCCAGCAGCAGUGAAGACAGUGACGAGGAGUGGCAGCGGUGCCGAGAGGCAGCUGUGUCCGCUUCAGAUGUUCUUCAGGAGUCAGCCAUACACCGACCUGCCGAGGUACAGAAGGAGGCGGAGAAGAAGUUGAAAAAGAAAGCCAAGAAGGAGGCGGAUAUUAACUUGGCUGGAGCCACAGGCCUGAAGCAGGUCAAGGAGGCAGACACCAUCAAUGGGGACCCACCGUCGCUUGGGAUCAAAAAGAAGAAAAGGAAGAAAAAGGCCAAGAAAGCCAGGGAGGCUUCCCCGUGCCCACCUGCUGGCAGAGUGUCAGUGGCUGGGCCUGAGAACUGACUCCAGGCUGUAGGCACCAGUCCCUGGCUCUUGAGAAUGAGGUGCCUGUGGGGUUAAAGGCAGGCCAAGCUAUACUCCCUCCAGGUCCCAGCACUGCCUCUACCCACUGGUGACUUUAGUGUGCGGAGAAGUCUGAGCAAGGCUGGAUGGACCUGUGGUUCCAGAACAUUCUGUUACCUCAGAAAGGCAGGUUCUUCCAGCUUUUGAGACUGAGUCUCAGAGCAUAAAGAUGAGGGGGAGGGGUCUCCAAGCUACUGAGGCUCAGAAAAACUUCUGUACUUCUCCCCCAGCCCACACAGACUUAACAGUGUUGUCUAGAAAAAAAGAAAGGUAUCCCCCCUUUUUUCCCCAGAAUUUUCUUACUCCAAAUUGUUAAUAUACUAUCCAUAAUAAUGUGUCUAAGUCAGCUCAGUUACUGAAAAUCAGGUGCCAGAGUGCUUGGGACCCACUUAGUGUCUCCAGGGUGCAGGCUUAGCUAUAGAGCCCCUAGUUCUGUCACCAGCACUAAAGAGAAAAGGGGAAAAUCAGGUGACCCAGGAUGUACACUAGGUAUUGCACCUGCUUGGUGACCCUCUUUGUUUUAUUGUUUGUCUGAAAAGGUGUCUCUGUGUAGCUGAAAUUGGCCUGAGACCUGCCAAUCUCCUGCUUCUGCCUCCCGAGCAGGGCAACAAGAACGAACCAUCAGUACCGUGGUGUUUGUUUCCGGGGAUCAAACUUACGGCACUGUGCUUACUAGGCAGGUGUCCUGCCACUUAGCCACAUCCUCAGUGCUGAAAGUUAGGGAGCAUCUUAAAUAACCACAUGUGGGACCCUCCCAUCCACAUCCCUAGGUCAGAUUCGUCACCCCAGCUUCCAGACUUCAGGAAAUGGCACCACACAUGGACUAGGUUUCUUGCAAUGAAUCUUUUGCAAGGAGGAGUUACAGGCUCAGGUGGAGUCACCUUGCCUCGUUUCCAGUUAAACAAGGGAAACAGCGAUGCGAACAUGUGUCCCGAACCUGUCUGUGCCUCAGGCCCCUGGUCUGCACCCAGCUUCCCUCUGCCUUCCCUCCUGAGGUGUAAGCAGGAAGCUUCUGUACAUUUUUUUGUUGUUGUUGACUUUACUAAAAGUUAAAUAAAUGUACAGACUUGUC
Cricetulus griseus (Chinese hamster) is the source of this 1959-nucleotide messenger RNA. Lineage: Eukaryota; Metazoa; Chordata; Mammalia; Rodentia; Cricetidae. The record is from RefSeq and is a predicted model, not a curated record.